UUAUUAUUCCCUUCUGCUCUUUCCAGAUAAUUAUGCGGUGACAAACCCCCGCCAUUUUCCCAUCAUCAUCAUUCUCUAGUCUCUAGUCAACAGUACCAAAGCAAUCCUCUCCGUUUGCAAAUGGAUCCCGUUCUUUCAAUUACGGUGCUUUCGGUUGUACUCGGAGCUCUGAUCGCUCUCUUCUUCUUCAAAAGUUACUUUGGCAAGAGAAGAUCCGAAGUCCAAUCCAUCGCCAAAGCGGAGCUCCAACCGGAUCAUAAAAAGCCUUCAAAGCCUUCUCAGCCUAUCUCCAAAAAAUCUCACUCCAAACCUCACACUCACGCCUCCGAUAAGGAUCAAAAUAAGCGACAUCAUCCAUUGGAUGUUAAUACUCUGAAAGGUCAUGGUGAUUCUGUCACGGGGCUAUGUUUCUCCUUCGAUGGGCGGAAUUUGGCAACAGCUUGUGCUGAUGGAGUUGUCAGAGUAUUUAAGUUGGAUGAUGCUUUAAGUAAAAGUUUCAAGUUUCUGAGGAUUAAUUUGCCACCUGGAGGUCCUCCAACAGCUGUCACAUUUACUGAUGAUGCAUCUUCUAUUGUUGUUGCAACUCAUAAUCUCUCUGGCUCUUCAUUGUACAUGUAUGGAGAGGAGAAAACUACAUCUGUUAAUGAAAAUAAGCAGCAAGCCAAGCUUCCCCUUCCAGAAAUCAAAUGGGAACAUCACAAAAUCCAUGAUAAAAGAGCUAUCCUAACUCUUUAUCGAGCUACUGCUAGUUACGGCAGUGGUGAUGGUAGUACAAUUAUUGCCUCUUGUUCUGAAGGAACUGAUAUCAUAAUUUGGCAUGGAAAAACUGGAAAAAUUUUGGGCCAUGUUGAUUCAAAUCAAUUGAAAAACCACAUGGCUGCUAUAUCACCAAAUGGGCGUUUUCUUGCUGCUGCUGCUUUCACUGCUGACGUGAAGGUGUGGGAAAUUGUGUACUCGAAGGAUGGUUCAGUCAAGGAGGUUUCAAAAGCUAUGCAGCUUAAAGGGCAUAAGAGUGCAGUAACGUGGUUAUGCUUUGCACCUAACUCAGAGCAAAUCAUCACAGCUUCCAAGGAUGAUUCAAUUAGAAUUUGGAACAUCAAUGUUCGAUAUCAUCUUGAUGAGGAUCCUAAGACUUUGAAGGUGUUUCCAAUUCCACUUCGUGAUUCAAGUGGUGCUGCCUUGCACUAUGAUCGUCUUAGUCUGUCUCCUGAUGGAAGGAUAUUGGCAGCUACUCAUCGCUCAACAUUGCAGUGGUUAAGUGUUGAAACUGGAAAGGUUUUAGACAUGGCUGACAAAGCCCAUGAAGGUGAUAUCACAUCCAUUGCCUGGGCACCAAAGACAAUUCCAAUGGGAAAUGGACAAGGCAUGAUCUUAGCAACAUCUAGCGGUGACAAGAAAGUUAAGUUGUGGACGGCGCCCUCGCUUGACUGAUCAGAAGGGAAAUUCAGUUCACUAAAUCAAGCCCUGGCAUGAAGUAGCUUCUGAUUUGACAGAGAUUGAUUCAGAUACACCAAAAGUUUUGAGCACUAAAUCCUUUUGAGGUUAGACGGUUCAGUUACAUAUUUAUCACGGGUUGCAGAGAACAGACCUACACCUGACUGAAAAGUAGAACGUUAAACACUUUGUGUGGACAGAACUGCAGAAAUAUGAUAUGGGUUUUGGAGGUUGAUUGUACUGAAAUUUUGGAGACUAGAAAGCAUCAUACGGAACUAGAAACUUUGGUUUGAGUUAGUAUUUAUUAAUUUUGUUCAAA
Molecule: messenger RNA, 1753 nt
Organism: Pistacia vera
Lineage: Eukaryota; Viridiplantae; Streptophyta; Magnoliopsida; Sapindales; Anacardiaceae
Product: transducin beta-like protein 2
Exons: 10
Coding region: 121-1431 (436 amino acids)
Molecular function (GO): protein binding
Source: RefSeq, a predicted model, not a curated record